GUUUUUAAUAGAAUUUGUUUUUAAGGUAUGGGAUGCACUUCUUAAGAAAAUGCCAAUGACAGCAAUGAUUCGUAAUCUUAACAAGAUGACAGCGAUUGGCUUGCUUGAAGAAAACAAUGAACAGGUGCAGUUAGUGUGUGAGAAUUUGCGCAACGAAGACUUGCUGAAGAAGGCUCGUAUCCACCCAUUCAAUGUGUUGCUAGCGUUGAAACAGUACGAAUCUGGCCGUGGGGACAAGGGAUCUCUCACUUGGAAGGCAAUUCCGAUCAUUACCAAAGCACUGGAGGACGCGUUUUAUUUGUCAUUCAAGGUUGGUUGGGUUGUGCACUGUAAAUCUGGGAGUGUUACCACAACACCAAAGUCGGUGUAAAUUCUUGCCUCGAUAAUACUUUUCACCCAAUGGCCUCGUUUUCGUGUCAAAUACUUACUCAUGUUUUGUGCUCAUUAUAGUAGGGUUGAAAAUUACUUUGUUAUUGAGCCUAAGAGCAGCAAGAAAUAAAUUCGUCCUAAAGUAAGUUAACAUGGAAACGACGAGGCCAUUGGGUAAAAGAGAAUAAUCGGUAAGGUCUAUUGAAUAAACUAUAUUACAAAUAAUUAGCAAAGUUGAAGGAUUGUCUAGUUGCUGACUGUAAGCUCCAUGGGCAAACUAUUCUAAACCACUGCUCCCCUGUACUGUAGCUUAAAGAUUUUUUCUUCAAAUUUGUGUUUGGUUUAAGCGGUAAGAAGUCAUGCCUUGAAUGUCAGUUUGGUAGCUGCGAACUUCGUCAAUACUUGGUCAAUACUUGUCCUUAAACAUUAAAGUUGCUAAUUGUUCACUUCUGUUCUCAAUUUCAGAAUGUAGAACCGACAGGUAAACGACACAUGUUGGCCAUGGACGUGAGUGGAUCCAUGCAGUGUGGUGGGUGUGUCGGAUCACCCAGUAUUCAGCCUCAUGUUGCUUCCGCUGCAAUGGCGAUGGUCACAGCUCGGACUGAAGAUGAUCAUAUAUUCGUCGCCUUCAGCCACACAAUUGUUCCAAUGAACAUAAAUAGUCACAUGAGAUUGGAAGAAGUAUUGAAAGCAGCGUCUUCGGUAAGUGAUAAGGUUCAAAUAAAUACAUCCAAGGUAUUUGCAGUUCUUAGAUUUUUAUUUGAAAUUUCGCGCAUUUAUAGGCCCGUUUACACUUGCAAUUUUUCUUGCUAUUUCUAGAGCGAUUUUCUUCUUUUGAUGGAUGUGAACGAGUGGAUGAGUUAUAAAUGUUCAGAUGAAGGACCAUGUACUCAGAACAUUCAUAACUCAUCUACUCGUUCUCAUCUAUCAGAAGACGAAAAUCGCAGCAAAAAUUGCAAGUGUAAACGAGCCUUAUAUAUGUACAAGAAACCAUUCUUAAUAGGUACGCAAGAAAGGUAAGUAAUGUUAUAGAGUCCAGUUGUCGAGCUCUAACCGCAAGUUCAUUUAAUUUCAUCUAGCUUUGAACAAGUGGCCCUAGGUACGCUACUGUAUAUAAACACACACAAACACACAACAACUAUACAGAACUAUGAUGGUUGGGUGUCCAUAGCAGUCUAGGAGACCAAUUACUGCAGCCCAAAAGACAAUUUCACAAAUAAACAAUACAAAGUAACUAAUAAACUAUGAACUAUGUUUAUCGGUAUGGUUAAAGUCCUCGCUCUAUUGCAUCUUGGACAGAUAUAUUUAACAGUUCGUGGAUCUUCGGAUGCUGUAAAAUAGCCGGUAUAGCUUUUCAAUACAUUGUUGAAGGAGCGUAUGAAGUUCUCCGCAUUUAAGUCUAAUGUGUCUGUUAAUAAGGUAUUCCACGUUUUAAUAGCUCUGAUCCAAAACGAUCUUUGGUAAGUUGUUCAUUGUUUUGUACUGUGCAUGGAACAUGCAAGUUAGGUUAGUUAAGGUUUCCUCAGGCUGUUAAGGGGGCGGUCAUUAUUUAUAGCGGGGGUGGCACCAAAGAGAAAAGAAUUGGGCAAAAUUUUGAGUGGGUAAAAGGUUGGAUAAAUGAAAAACAAAACAAGUCAAGGGUAGGGUAAUAAAAAAUUAUUGUCAUUUCCAAAGCAUGACGCACUCAACUAUUGAAGACUAAAAAGCAAUGUCAACAGUCACGUGUCAAUACAAUAUGUGAAUCAAUCAGAGUCACUAUCUUGAUAAUUUUCCGACUUUUCAGGAGGCAAAUGGUGUCUCCAAAGAAAGUACAAGUGCACACAACAUGAAACUUUGGACUGCAGAAAAUUGCACAAGCAGUUAUCGAAGUAUCGAACUCAUGUCACAGAAAUUAUCACCCUAUCCUAUAGAAAUCGUUGCAGUUGAACUUGAAACUAAAAAUUCAAAAUGCUUGUUAAGUGCUUGAUAUCGCUAUCAAAGAGUGAUCAAAAUCUUUCACGUCUUUCCUACAAUCUUGCGAACACUAUGAUAAAUUACUUAUAACUGGUGAUUUUAAUUUUCCAGAUUUCACAUGGAAUUCGAAUGACAUUCAAGAUUGCACUUCUCCUCCUUAUAAAUGCGAUUGAAUUUCAAGAACUGAUCUAUGACUUUUUCCUUCAACAAGUCAACAUUUUUCCAACAAGAUUUAGACCUAGACCUCAUUUUAACCCAGACCUCAUCACCCCUGAUGAAGAUACUAGACUGGACUGUCGAAACGUUGGGUCUUGAUUACAAUUCGACUGGACUUUGUAAUCAUUUAUUUAAACCAGAGUAGCGAGUGAGACAUGAUUGAUGUACCUGGUUGCAGUGAACGAACAAACUUUAAAUAUAUGUAUUAAGUUAAGGUUACCCGUAAAGGAGUGUUCAGCCCUGUGGGUAUAACCUGUUAUUUUAUCUGACAAAGAUUGUAAAAUAAAAUAAAACAAAGAAGUAGAAAUGGUAAAGGACAUGCGUGACAACUGAAUGGUAUCCUUUUGUAAAAUUUUCGGCCAGGGGUGGGUAUAUAUAUUUUUAAUUGAUAACCCUAAACGGUUUUAGAGAAGGGGAAGAUGAACACAUUUCACUCUACAGCUAGGAAACUCUCUGAAGCCUCUGUAACCCAAGGUAAUCGUACUAUCGAUGUGUAUAGUAGAGUUACAGAUGUUUUUGUUAUCUUCCAGAUCACCAUGGGCAGUACAGACUGUGCUCAACCAAUGAUUUACGCACAGAAAAAUAACAUGAAGAUCGAUGUAUUUGUUGUGUACACAGACUGUGAGACAUGGUUUGGUAGCGUGCAUCCAAAUGAAGCUCUGAAACAGUACCGCAAGCACUCCGGUAUCUAUGAUGCCAAGCUGAUUGUCGUGGGCAUGACUUCAAAUGGCUUUACCAUUGCUGAUCCAGAGGAUCCUGGGAUGUUUGACAUGGCAGGCUUUGAUUCUGCAGCUCCCCAAGUCAUGAAGGAAUUUAUACUGGGAAAUAUUUAGACAUUCAAUACUCGCACAUUGUAGUGGAAAAUACACCUUUAAAUAAUCGGAACAAUGAAAGUAACUUUUUAACUACUGUAAUUAUAAUCAAAGUCGUUGAGGCCGACUCACGGAUGUGAUCAAAUGAAAGUGACAGAAAGAAUUAUAAACCAGUUUGGAGUUGUUUUGUUGCUUCGCAACAUCCGUGACUCAAAAAUCGGUAACUAUAGCAGUACAGGUUCCAUUUUUGAGCAUGUAGCUGCAUGUAACUAUAAUUAUAUAAUAACAUGUAUAUAACGCGUGCUCUGAUUGGUCGAAACCCGUGUUUGGAUCAGGCCAUCCAAACACGGAAAUUUAAAGUGAAAGUUUUUUAAAGUAAAAUUUUAACACGGAAAGUUGUUAUUUUAUAAAACAAUUACUUUAUGGUUUCCGUGUUUGGAUGGCCUGAUCCUAACACUUGGGAAUGUUGCUCGAGUCAAGAAAAGCGCGCAAAAUCACUCGCCUACUGCUCGUGAUUUCGCGCGCUUUUCUUAACUCUCGCAGCAUUCCCGCGUGUUUGGAUCAGGCCAUCCAAACACGGAAACCAUAAAGUAAUUGUAUAUUCUUAUAGCACCGCUUGUUUGUCUUGCAUGUAUUAUUAUUAUUCGCACAGUAAGCCUGGACUUGUAUAGCUUGUAGUUGUGGUUCGUUUUGAGUGAUGGAAACUUAGUAACAAUAAUCUUCAGUCGUCAUACUGUACGGAAAUUGGAAAAGAACUUCAUUUCAAAAUGAUAAAGCAACUUGUUUUAAGCUGAGGAAUAAGGGUUCUAGUUUAUUCGCCUUUUGGGAUUUUUCAGUGAUGUGCAAUUAAUUAAACGCCUGGAAUCAUGCUAACACAUUACAGUAAAGACUUUGGUUAUUGUUUAAUUAAAUAUCUCGGUGUUCAUCAAAUUAAAGACGACAUUUGUAGACCAUAAGGGGUAACGGGUGAUUUUCUGAAGAAAAGAAGACAUGACAUUUCUUCCGGCAUAAAAGUAAAUUACAACUUUGUAAUAUUUACCGUGUAGUAGUGUUUAAUUUGUCUUCAUAACUUACGUGAAGAUAUAUAAAAUAUAUCCGAUUUUUUGUGAUCUGAACAAUAUUUUAAUCUUAAUGGCAAAACUAGUGUAGUCUGUAGAGCACACAAAAUAAAUCACGGAA
This is a messenger RNA of Paramuricea clavata, 4529 nucleotides long. The record is from the annotation of a GenBank genome assembly. Lineage: Eukaryota; Metazoa; Cnidaria; Anthozoa; Malacalcyonacea; Plexauridae.